This is a messenger RNA of Aethina tumida (small hive beetle), 744 nucleotides long. RefSeq lists its product as uncharacterized. NCBI's taxonomy places the organism in Eukaryota, Metazoa, Arthropoda, Insecta, Coleoptera, Nitidulidae. The transcript is spliced from 4 exons. The record is from RefSeq and is a predicted model, not a curated record. The coding region runs from base 1 to 744 and encodes 247 amino acids.
AUGGAGGAGGUGGAUUUGGUGGAAGUGGUGGAUUUGGAGGUCACGGAGGUGCUUGUAUGUGUUCUGGUAUUAACUGGAGUAUGUUUCACUAAAGCUGGAUUCAUACACGGAGGAGGUGGCGGCGGUGGUGGUCUCGGAGGACAUGGAGGAGGUGGCGGCGGAGGCCUAGGUGGCCAUGGAGGUGGAGGAUACAUUGUCAUCGGAUCUCUUGGAGGAGGCCACGGAGGUGGUGGUGGCGGAAUCGGUGGUGGCCACGGAGGUGGUGGCAUUUCCAUUGGAGGUGGUCACGGCGGCGGUGGACUUGGCGGACAUGGAGGCGGUGGAAUUGUUAUUGGGGGAGGUCAUGGUUUUGGAGGACUUGGGGGAGGCCACGGCGGUGGUGGAUUUGGAGGACAUGGAGGAAGUAGCAUUUCCAUUGGAGGUGGUCACGGCAGCAGUGGACUUGGAGGACAUGGAGGAAGUAGCAUUUCCAUUGGAGGUGGUCACGGCGGCGGCGGGCUUGGAGGACAUGGAGGCGGUGGAAUUAUAAUUGGAGGAAGUCACGGUUUUGGAGGAGGUCAUGGUGGAAGCGGACUCGGUGGACAUGGAGGCGGCGGUGGUGGAGGAGGAGGAGGAGGAGGAUAUAAAAUUGUGAAAAUACUUGUACCUAUUGGCGGAGGUGGUGGCGGAAUUGGAGGUCAUGGAGGCGGUGGCGGAGGUGGAUUCGGUGGAGGCCAUGGAGGUGGCGGUGGCGGAAAAUGGUAA